UCUUUCAAACCAAGAACCGAACAUUAAAGAGCCAUAUAUUAGUGAGGACACAGUUUACAUUGAAGGGAAAACCUACUCGACUGAUAAUUUCACUAACGUGACACCAACAAUCUUAUCCAAAAUCACAAGGAAACUUCAUCUUCAGCAACAAAACCGACAAACAUCUAAUUAUCAUCACCCAAUUUCAAUACUAGCCAAUAAAAUUAAAACACAUUUUAAUGAAUUUGAUUAUUUUGAUUCAUUUAAUCCAGUGGUUACAACAAAAGAAAAUUUCGAUGAUCUUGGAUUUCCGAUAGAUCAUCCGGGUAGAAGUACCACAGAUAGUUAUUAUAUUAAUAAAAAUGUUAUGCUAAGAACUCACACAUCAGCUCAUCAAUUACAAGCCUUCAAAUUGGGAUAUGAGAAAUUUUUGAUUAGUGCAGAUGUUUAUCGAAGAGAUGAGAUUGAUUCAAAUCAUUAUCCUGUUUUUCAUCAAAUGGAAGGUGCAAGGAUUUUCCCAAUUGAUAAAGUUAUUGCACAAGUUAAUAAUGAACUAAUGUUGAAUUCUUCUUUUAGUAGUAGUAGUAAGAAUAAGAGUAAGAGUGGUAAUGAUGGUGAUGGUGAUGACAAAGUAAAAACAAAUGAUGAUACAAUAGUUGGAUCAUCGAAUCCUUUACAAUCUUGCCACCCAAUUGAAGAAGCUAAUGCAACAAUAAAACAUUUAAAAUAUUCAUUGAAUAGCAUGGUUAGAUGGAUUGAUGCAUAUUUUCCAUUUACAAGUCCAAGUUGGGAAAUGGAAAUAUUUUAUAAUGGGAAAUGGCUUGAAAUUUGUGGAUGUCAAUCGAAUAAGAUUGGAUGGGCAUUUGGAUUAGGUUUGGAACGUAUAGCGAUGGUAUUGUUUGGUAUACCGGAUAUAAGAUUAUUUUGGUCAAAAGAUGAACGAUUCACAAGUCAAUUCACAUCCUCAAAUAAAAUAGUAAAAUUUCAACCAUUUUCCAAACAUCCAUCCUGUACAAAAGAUAUUAGUUUUUGGUUGAAUAAUGAAGAAGAUGGAAGAGAAAUAAAAUUUCAUGAAAACAAUUUUUGUGAAAUAGUAAGAGCAAUUGCUGCAGAUUUAGUAGAAGAUGUUAAAUUGGUUGAUGAUUUUAUAAAUCCAAAAACUAAAAAACGUAGUCUAUGCUAUAGAAUUAAUUAUAGAUCUAUGGAUAGAACAUGUACAAACGAAGAAAUCAAUGACAUUCAAGAAAAAGUAAGAAAUAAUAUCGAGAAAGAAUUAAAUGUUACGUUAAGAUAA
This is a messenger RNA of Entrophospora candida, 1273 nucleotides long. The record is from the annotation of a GenBank genome assembly. NCBI's taxonomy places the organism in Eukaryota, Fungi, Glomeromycota, Glomeromycetes, Entrophosporales, Entrophosporaceae.